Molecule: messenger RNA, 1434 nt
Organism: Penaeus vannamei (Pacific white shrimp)
Lineage: Eukaryota; Metazoa; Arthropoda; Malacostraca; Decapoda; Penaeidae
Product: procollagen-lysine,2-oxoglutarate 5-dioxygenase 2
Biological process (GO): peptidyl-lysine hydroxylation
Cellular component (GO): endoplasmic reticulum
Molecular function (GO): procollagen-lysine 5-dioxygenase activity
Source: RefSeq, a predicted model, not a curated record
GGGAGGCGAGUGAGCCGAGCGGUGCGCCAGACAGUCAGUGUUGUGUGCAUGUUCUAGAGUGAAGCCUGAGCGGCACCUCUCGCCUUCUCCUUCACUGGGCAACAUGUUUCUCUCGGUUUUAACGGCAUCGUUGGCCGUUAUUGGCUGCCUGGUGACUCAGACAACAUGCACUGAAGAUAGAGAUCUGCUGAUAGUGACUGUAGCAACAAAUGAGACAGAUGGAUUUAAGCGUUUCAUCCGUUCGCUCAAUAUCAAUGGCCUGCAAGUUAAAGUAUUAGGUCUUGGUCUUGCAUGGGAAGGAGGGGAUGUCAAGAAUGUAGCAGGUGGAGGUCACAAAGUUAAUCUGCUGAAGGAAGAACUCAAGAAGUACAAAGAUGAUGCAAAAAAGAUAAUUAUGUUUAGUGAUAGUUAUGAUGUCAUCUUCACUGGAGGCAAAGAUGCUAUUUUGGAGAGGUUUGACAAACUUAAUGCCCAAGUGGUCUUUGCUGCGGAAGAUUAUUGCUGGCCAAAUAAAAACUUGGCAUCACAGUAUCCAAGGGUAGCAUUUGGGUACAAGUACCUAAAUUCUGGAGGUUUCAUCGGCUAUGCACCAGAUGUUUACAAAGUUGUCACAGCACAUGAAAUUAAGAAUGAAGAAGAUGACCAGUUGUACUACACAGAAAUAUUUCUUGAUGAGAAGCUUCGUAAGCUUCAUGGGAUGAAGCUUGAUACUCAGGCUAAGAUAUUUCAGAACCUUAAUGGACAAUAUGGUGAUGUAUCUCUGAAAUUUGAUGAAGAUGACACAGUAAUUGUAAACACUGUCUACCAGUCAUCACCUGUUGUAAUUCAUGGUAAUGGUCCAUCGAAAAUUCUUCUAAAUUCUCUUGGCAAUUACUUGGCAAAGUCAUGGGUCUAUGGUCAUGAAUGCCUUGCAUGCAAAGAGAACACAAAAGAUCUAAAGCAACUAGAGAAGUCAGAAUACCCUGUUGUGUUAGUAGCUGUUUUUGUGGAGAAACCAAUGCCUUUCUUGGAAGAGAUGCUAGACAAAGUUGCCAGUCUUGAUUAUCCAAAGGACAGAAUACAUCUAUUUGUUCAUAAUCAGGAAAAACUUCAUGUCCAACUUGUGGAUGAGUGGAUGUCAAGGCAGAAGUCAGCAGGAUACCGUAGCACAAAGUUCAUAUCUGAAGCUGAUAACAUAAAGGAGUGGCAUGCACGCAAUCUUGCAGUGGAGCAUUGUCUCAAGAAGGAUUGUGAUGCAUAUUUUAGUGUCGAUGGCGAUAUUCAUCUAGAUAAUCCGGAGACUUUGACACACCUUCUAAGCCAGAACAGGCCAAUUUUAGGUGCAGUGAUGGUUCGUGCUGGCCAGGCCUGGUCUACAUUCUGGGGAGCCCUUAAUGAGGACGGCUUCUAUGCAAGGUCCAUCGACUACAUGGACAUUGUCAACAACAACAGAAG